UCGAUGCAAAUGAAGACAGCGCUUGACGAAACACGACUGCAGCUGCAAAACGCUAAGAACCUACAUAUGAGGCAGAUUGAAAUGAUGGAGAGCGAAGAAUUAGCCAGACAAAAGGCUUUAAGAGCUGAAAUGAUCCAACUAGAAGACGUCCUAGGCCAACUUCGUAAAGAAUAUGAAAUGUUACGUAUAGAAUUUGAACAGAACCUAGCUGCUAAUGAACAAACAGGACCCAUUAACAGAGAGAUGAGGCAUUUGAUAACAUCACUUCAGAAUCACAAUCAGCAAUUGAAGGGUGAAGUACAUCGGUACAAAAGGAAGUAUAAGGACACUAGUCAAGAGUUAAAUAAGGUUCGUAAGGAGUUGGAAGACCUGGGUGCACGUACUGGUGCAACAACGAAGGAAGAGACGGACGAGAAACCGCUUACCGUCAAGAAAGAAGAGCCCGAUCCUGAGGGCGAGGAGGGCAGCAGCAUUGGCUGCGUGGCUGCUGGCGCGGUCGGCCCCGACACCAAGCCGCCAGCUAACAAGAACCACGACCGCGCCAAGAUCGCUGAGCAAGACCAGCUCAUCAAGGACCUCAAGCAGCAGCUUAAGAAAGCAGUGAACGAGCAGAAGGAACUGAAGCUGCUUCUGGACAUGUAUAAGGGAGUAAGCAAGGAGCAGCGCGACAAAGUACAGCUGAUGGCCGCUGAGCGAAAGGCCCGCCAAGAGCUUGAAGACCAUCGUCAAAAGGCGAAAAUGGCGCAGGAAAGCAAGCGCGAACGGCGGCUGGCAGAUGAAGACGCGUUGCGAAAAAUUAAACAGCUUGAAGAGCAAAAAUACGAGCUUCAGAAACAACUAGCGCGCCCUAAUGCCGAUCCAUUGCAUGGCUUUUCCAGGCCUUUUGCUGGUUCACAGGAAGAGGAAGCCCUCCUUAACGAGAUGGAGGUAACAGGGCAAGCGUUUGAAGACAUGCAAGAGCAAAACUCUCGACUCAUACAACAGCUACGUGAAAAAGACGAUGCGAACUUCAAGUUGAUGUCUGAACGGAUUAAAGCCAACUCCCUACAUAAACUUCUACGGGAAGAAAAACAGUUAUUGCAAGAGCAGGUAUUGACUCGGGACCAGCAAAUCGAAUCAAUGGGUGCAGUCGCCCGAAGGCUAGAAGAAAAGGAGCGACUGUUACAAGCGACGCUCUCUGCGGUGGAGAAAGAGUUGUUGCUCCGGCAGCAAGCCAUGGAGAUGCACAAACGGAAAGCCAUCGAGUCAGCGCAAUCCGCGGCAGAUUUAAAGCUACAUCUUGAGAAAUAUCACGCACAAAUGAAAGAAGCGCAACAAGUUGUAGCGGAGAAGACGAGUGCAUUGGAAGCUGAAGCGUAUAAAACAAAGAGACUCCACGAGGAAUUGGCUAUACUCCGUCGGAAGGCAGAGCGAAUGAAGAAGAUGGAGCAGGCCGGUAGUAGCAUGGACGAGGUGUUACUAGAAGAGAUCAGAGAGUACAAAGAGACCCUCACUUGUCCAUCAUGCAAGGUGAAAAGAAAGGAUGCGGUACUCACAAAAUGUUUCCACGUGUUCUGUUGGGAUUGCCUGCGCACGCGCUACGAGACGCGACAACGCAAGUGCCCCAAGUGCAACGCCGCGUUCGGUGCCAACGACUACCACCGACUGUAUCUAUCCACUUAGAGAUGCUACAGGUAGGACUAAUUAGGAAUAAAUAAGGAAGUAUAAUUAACUAAUUUACUAUUAAUUAUGACAUUAUACACCUAAUAAGCUAAGAAACUCAAAAGGAAAAUACAUGUUGAAGCCAUUACUUUAUACAAGACUUAAAGGAACGGUCUGUAAGCCAUGAUUUCGUUUCUACAUACCCAAUAAAAAUGAAUAAGGAAUAUAAUAUUCAAGUUUCAAUAAUAACUUGUCGCCCCAACGAUAUAGAAUACUAUGUAUGUUUGUAUAAGAAAUUAUUUACAUAGAAAUUUCACAUAGGACUUAUUACAAACGUAUAAGGUCUACUCUGCACACUUUGCUCCUUUGUAAAGAUGCAGACUAUAAGAAGUGCGACUUUUUCUAAAAAUACAAUAUACUGAUAAUCCACACGCAAAAUAGGCGCUUUGUCGUCGAGUUGCGGAUACCAGCCCGUUGCACCAAGUACCAAGUACCAAGUAGUACUGAUAAUUUGCAAUGGUGGCACUUCUAGUAAAAAAAAUGUAGCAAAUAAAGCAAAAUACGCUACACGAAGGCGCUGUAAAGAAACCGUAUUGUAUAAUCGCCAUUCGCCUUUUAUUACAGAUAUUGAUAAUAGAAUAAUUACAAAUUUUUCCACAUCUUUACGAUUUGAUACUUCUUUCUUUCAUACGGCUGGUUAAAUUGUUGACAGAUUGUACAAACCGCGACUUAAAUUGAAUUCAAACCAAGAGAACACGAUACAUUUUCUAUGGAUAACUUAAAUUACACAAGUAUACAAUAUAACAUAAACUAUACUUAUCAUCACCACAAAUGUAGGAAAAUGAUUGAGACGAUUCUUUAAAAAAAUAAUUAGAAAAGGGCCAGAAAGGGAGAAUAUUAAUAUCAGUUGCCUGGGCGCCUUUCGUGGUUAUCCUACUAGGAUUAAUCAACUCAAUAUUCUUCUUAACGUAUCGAUGCAUGUACUAUAUCGACUCUGAAUUGGCAACUGAUACUAUCUCAAUUUUUUAAAGAUUUCACUUCUUAAUACCACUUUAUACUAUUUCAUACUCCGCAGCGUUGCAAUAAAUUCCAUCUCAAAUGCAUUUAAUUUUGGCGUCAGACUCGACUUCAUUCAAUUUGUACUAACUUCUAACCAGAUGCUAACAAAAUAUAAAUGAUGCAAACAAUUAUUUUCUUCAUCCUGUAAAAUUGUCAGAAUUGAGAUAGUACCGGUUGCCAGUUCACAGUCGAUAAUAAUAUGGCUUGCCAUCGUGGUGAAAGAAUGGUUCAAUCGAUGUAAGGUACUUGCAAGGAGAGUAAUGGUACGUCGUGUGAGGAGGAGGCUCCUUUCAUGUACUCCGAAAUAAAAACUAGUUUAUAUGUAAAUAUUAUCAUUGAAUUUUUUUAUUCCAUACGAAAAGUUGCAAAUUUGUUACUACUACUACUACUAGAUUUUUUUUACUAAUAGAACCGCAAUAAAGAAUGAGAUUUUAAUAACGAUUUUCUCGAAGACUAGAGUGAAUGUUGUGUACACAAGAAUUUACUCUUGUAUUUAUAAGACCUAUUUAUAGUCCAAUUCACAUAGGACUUCUUAUUUUAAAUGUUAUGGCCCCAUCAAGAAAUCUUCGAUUACUUCGAAUCGGUGAUUUCGCCAAUGUCGAGUUGAGAAACUUAAAGUGACCGAUGAAUUUCAAUAGAAUUCACGGAGAGGAGAAAAUACAACGACAGAGAACCUACAGACUAUUACAGAAACAAACUUUUAUUUUUAAAUAAAAUUACACAGGACAUGCACAAAGGGAGAAUGGACUAACGUUAGGAGGAAAUUGAUAUAGGUGACGUAUUUUUUAUUAUUAAUAAUUUUAGCUUCGAUACAAGUUCUUUGAGCUAUGUCUUCGUUUAAUUAUGUUUCUGUAAAUAUGGCCGCCACAAAGAGGAUAGGCAAUUUGAGGCGGCGUGCUUGGAUUGACUCGGGAUUCCUUAAAACGGGCCGGUACGGGUGUUUUAGUUCGAGAUUCGUAUAAUUUCGCGUUUUAAUCUUCGAUUAAGGCACAAUAGCACUGACCUAUUCCACUUUAAACUAGAUUUCACAAAAUAAUUGAAAGUCAAAAUAAAAAACGACGCUUUUCCCACCAAAAGGUCCAGAGUGAAUCACCAUAGGUGACGUUUGAGAUUUGAAGUUUCUAGAGAUGUAGUGAUGUAAAGUCGAAUGGAAAAAAUCUAUUUAAAUAUCUUCUUAGUGAGACGGUUUAUAACGAAGAGAGAAUCGAUUUAAAGACUAUAUAGUUUAAG
This is a messenger RNA of Hyposmocoma kahamanoa, 3930 nucleotides long. RefSeq names its product E3 ubiquitin-protein ligase Bre1 (gene Bre1). Gene Ontology annotation, molecular function: ubiquitin protein ligase activity; metal ion binding. The record is from RefSeq and is a predicted model, not a curated record. Gene Ontology annotation, cellular component: nucleus; HULC complex. The transcript has 11 exons. NCBI's taxonomy places the organism in Eukaryota, Metazoa, Arthropoda, Insecta, Lepidoptera, Cosmopterigidae. Bases 4 to 1662 code for a protein of 552 amino acids.